Messenger RNA from Pundamilia nyererei, 2742 nucleotides. RefSeq names its product matrin-3-like. Gene Ontology annotation, cellular component: nucleus. Gene Ontology annotation, molecular function: nucleic acid binding; zinc ion binding. Bases 1880 to 2593 code for a protein of 237 amino acids. The record is from RefSeq and is a predicted model, not a curated record. Lineage: Eukaryota; Metazoa; Chordata; Actinopteri; Cichliformes; Cichlidae. The transcript has 5 exons.
UUAAGCACAAACACAAGAUUGUUAGUUAAUCAUUUACAAAUCAAUAUUGUCUUUAUGGACAUCAAUUUCCCCCCCAAAACUAUACAGUGUUGGAAGGAAAUUGAAUGCAAAACAAUAACCAAUAUGCACAUACAGGUAGAAAUCUACAGGACUACAUUUCCAAAAUAAGAAAUCCUUGGCUAAAGGCCACACUAGGUGUUUGGAAAAUGGUGGCAAAAGAAAUAAGCUGCAGAAGAAUAUAAAACUAUUAAAAUGGUGUGCAUAUGAUUCGGAAUUUACACCAAAUCAUGUAGACCCUAGUUUUAAAAACUGGAUAGGUAAAGUAAUUACAUUGAUAUGCGGUAUUGUAAAGGAAGAUGAAAUUGUGAGUUUCCAAACUUUAAAGCAAACAUUUCAUUUAGAAAACCAAAACCACUAUAGAUACUUACAGUUAAGAAACUUUUAUACUCGAAACAUUAAAAACCAAAUACCCACUACAGCGAGGCCAUUUAUCCAACUCUUUUUAAAUGCUCAUAAGUCAGAAAUUAGGAAAGGUGUAAUCUCACAAAUAUACAAAAGUCUUCAUGAUCUCAGCAAUUAUUCAACCAAGUAUAUAAAAGAAAGAUGGGAGAAAGAGGGAGGUCUGGUGAUCACAGAAGAGGAAUGGCACAACAUUUGUUCUUUUCAUUGGAGAAGAACAAAAUCACAUAUUUGGAAGUUCUGCUAGAAAAGUUUUGCUUGUUUUUUCAUUACCCCAGCUUUAAAGGCACAUUAUGAUGAUGGAAGUUGUGAAUGUUGGAGGAACUGUGGCUACGAAACCUCACACCACUACCAUAUAAUUUGGGAUUGUAAGAAUAUUAAGAAUUACUGGAUAGAAGUCCAUAAAGUGAUGCAAAACAUAUUUAGUACAUAUUUACACUUUGAUUUCAAAUCCAUAUUUUUAGAAUACAUACCUCAGACAUAAAGGGUAUGGAUAAAUACUUACUUUGUGUGCUGCUAGCUGCAAAUAAAAAGGCACUGACCAAAAGGAUCCACCAACAUUAAACAGCUGUAUUGAUGUAACUUUGGAGAUUCAUAAUACGGAAAAGAUUACUUUUUUAUAGUGAAUUUUGAGUAUGAGAAAUAUGUAAAACACUGGGGAAAAUGGCUCCACUGUGUGAGUUCCAUAAGGCCAUCAUUGAUCAUCAAUAUCAUUGAUAUUCAUCACUGAAGGACUGGCUGUCUAAAUAUUUGUUUAUUUUGUUUGUUUUUUAUAAUAACGUACUAAUCUGCUACUUAGUGUGUUGGCUUUUCAAUUGCCCUCUCUCUGGAUGUAUAUAGUUACAAACUGUAUCUAGUGGCAUUUGAUUAAAGCAUUUAUUCAAUACAUUUCGUAUAUAGUUUCAGUUAGGUUGUUACACAUAUGAGAGUGGCUUCUGUCUGGUAAGAGGUCAUGAGUUUAGUUGGCGAGGGGAGACAGAGUGCAUUUGAGGUCGAGAGACACACACACACACACACACACACACACACAUAGUAGGUAGACUCAUUUCUAGGUAAGAGUUCAGGCCUAGUUUGCAAAAAAAAGUGUACAUGUCAAACUGCAGUGUUAAGUGAGGCGCUUGAAAAAUUUGAGUGUGCCUAACUAAGGUAGUCAUCUACCCUGCUGAAAAUUGUCUCAUUCAACUAGUUCAACUCCAACAAAAGCAUUUAGAUUAAACUUAAUCCUAUAUCAUCUCUUAGGAGAAGCAGGAAACUUUAUGCUUGACAGAAAUAGUUUUAUUUAAAUGGAGAUUUUCCCACAUCGCCCUGUUAGAAGAAAGCAUUUAACUUGGGUAUAUUUCAACACGAAAUGAAAGUUUUUACUGUCAAUACUGCCUGUGACCUCUGAUUUCUUGUUUUAGAGGAGAGUUUCAAUUUUGUGAUGGUGGACGAGGUGGGAGAGACUGUGGAGAAGAAGGCGGUAAUUACCAGGACAAGAGGUCGACCCAGGAAGAGAACCAGGCAGACCCCGGGUCAAAAUGCACCAAAAUGUAUGAGAAAAUCUGCUAGAGGGAAACCAGAGAGCACAAAAGAGACGGAAGAGGAGGAAACAACAGAACCACUGCUUCCAGCUUCUGUUAAUCCCACUUUAUCACAGGACCGAGACUCAUCUGCGCCGCCAGGUGACGGCCAGGCGGAGAGCCAGAGGACCGAAGAGGAAGCAGAGACCCAGCCUGAUGCUGCACCUGCCCCUGCUGGACAGCAGCCAGAGUCUCAGUGUCCUGAUAAGGAGACAGAGCAGGGAGAGGAGAAGGAUGGAUGGAGCACGGUUGGCAUUAAAGUUGUGGGUAAACGCAGGAGGGAGCUUGUCGGACCUGAGGCAAAGCGAUCUCGCUCUCAGUCUCCGUGUGUUGUAGCAGACUUCAGACUGCCUCAGUUCAACCCCAAUAGCCCCCUCGGUCAGGAGUUUGUGAUCCCAAAAUCAGGAUUUUUCUGUAACAUCUGCUCUGUUUUCUACCUGAAUGAGAAGACCGCCAAGGAACUCCACUGCUGCAGCCAGAAACACUACAACAACCUGCAGAAAUAUUAUGAGAAACGUCGACAAAGAGCUUCAACAACGUCAUCUCAGAUGUCUCAAGGCUCCGUUUCUGACUGAUGGACCUGAUCUGAUUAUUUUAACACAUCACUGUGGAGAACAAGCCAAUGUUUUUGAUCCUACUAGUUCAGAAACUAAACUAAUCACCAGGUGGUACCUUUUGUUGUAAAUGAUAUGUCUUCAUUCAUAAAUUGUCUCGCAGCCUUUCA